UGAAUCAUAAUCAGUGCAUGGACACUUUUGUCAUUUGUGCACUUUCGUAUUCUGAAAACUGUAAAACGACGAAAUAACUGAAUGACAAUCAAAGUGUCCACUCCGUUACGUCACUUUCUAACCACUAGUCAGUGUUACAAUUCGAGUAGGCGGCAAAUUCGCACGACUUUAAAUUUAUACAGUGUAUAAUUAUUACGCAGCUACUGGUGAAAAACUAUCUCAUAAAUAUUACCGAUGGAAAAGUAAGAACCAACCGGAACACCCAGCAUUAACUUUUCCCAGAACCACCAUUCAAACCCCCAUGAAGGUAUUUAGUGAGUCACGUCGUCGAUAACUAAACCUAGACCCAGAUUGAUGAUGAUUCGUGUGGAUGAGAGCGAUCCGGUCGGAGAAGUUCAACUCAGCUUUCCGUACAGGAAUGUGCAGAUACAGAAGGGGGUGGACCCCAAGGAGCUGUACGAGCUGGAGGAGGAGAUAGGGAGAGGCAAAUUUGGUACCGUUUACAAAUGCCGUGAGAAGGCCACCGGUCUAUCUUUGGCCGCAAAAUUCGUAGGAGUGCCAAAGAAAGAAGACCGCCGAAAUGUGGAACGAGAAGUCGACAUAAUGAAAACCCUCCAACACCCGCGCCUAAUCCAACUCUACGACGCCUUCGAAAACGGCAAAGUCAUGUGCGUCAUCCUAGAACUAAUCGAAGGUGGAGAGCUCUUCGAAAGAGUAAUCGACGACGACUUCGUCCUCACCGAAAAAGCUUGCACAGUUUUCAUGCGCCAGAUCUGCGAGGGCAUAGACUUCAUCCACAAGCAGAGAAUCCUCCACUUGGACAUGAAGCCCGAAAACAUCCUCUGCUUGACGAGGACCGGCAACAGAAUCAAAAUAAUCGAUUUCGGGCUGGCUAGACGUUUCGACCCCGACAAGAAACUCCAAGUGCUUUUUGGCACUCCCGAGUUCGUGGCACCCGAAGUUGUCAAUUUUGAUCGAAUCGGGUUUGGCACUGAUAUGUGGUCGGUUGGGGUGAUCUGCUACGUUUUACUAUCGGGGUUGUCGCCUUUUAUGGGUCACACUGACGUGGAAACCAUGGCCAACGUGACUAUUGCUAAGUACGACUUUGAAGAUGAAGCCUUCCAGGAGAUUUCCGAGAUGGCUAAAGACUUUAUUAGGAAACUCCUCAACAAAGAUCUUCACGAGCGCAUGUCUGCGGAAGACUGCUUGAACCACGAGUGGUUGAAGCGCAAAAAGUCCGUGCCACGCUCUCCAUCCAUGGACGUGACCAAAGACAAUUUAAGACAGUUCGUGGAGCGCUGGAACGAGCACCCCAACUCCCCUUACGUGUUCGAAGUGACGUCACACAUCAUUUCCCCCACCUGCGCAGGGGGGCACCAAUUGAGCGACUCGCUGCAGUCGCUGCACUCGCUCGUCGGUCUUUCGCCCUCCCCCUGCGGCUCGUUGGCCUCCUCCCCCGGCUCCGACAACGCCUUUGUCAGUUUUGACACCAACGAACUAGCCCCGCCCACCCUGGACCACUUGAGGCGCUCCUCCGACAGCACCUGCAUCCUCAAGGGGCCCGACGUGACCGAGCGCAUCAACUUGGCCGAGGAAAUCCGGAAACUAUCCGACAAACUAUUCCAGCUGUCAAACAUGACAACGACUGUCACGAAUGACAGCUUCGACGAGCUAUCGCUGCCCACUAUCACGAUCAAGAAGGAGCCACCCACACAUUCCGUGCCGAUCAGAAUCGAGAACGGGCUGCCAAGGGACCACCCGGAGAGCCCCAAUUGCGGGGUGCCGUGGAGGCGGACGAAGUACAGACUUAACCACAAGAGCAGAGAUGUGCCGCUCAUUGCUAAAAGUGUGAAGAGCUACGAGAGAUUUGAAAGGGUGGAGGAGGUGGAUGGGUUGGGGCACAGCCCCAGUCCGGGGCCCGACGGCACGAAAAACUUGUUGCUAAGGUUGCUGGAGCAGUGGGACGGGCCCCACGGGCCCGCGAGACCCAAUCCCAGGCAUGGGUCGGUUUCGGUGGAGUGGAGCGAGAGCGACUCGCUGGGUCAGAAGACCAUCAGCUCCUUGAAUAACUUUUUCCAGUCGAGGGCUACGAGUAAAAAGAUCACCACUUUUCAUCAUAAUCAAUAAUUGUGGUUUAAGUAUACUAACGCUUGCAUUUUGUUUUGGCUGUCAGGUUAUUGCUAGUUUUUUUACUUUUCUUUAAUUUUAAGCCGAACUUGAGGACUUCGGUCUUUACUAUGUAAUUACACCAGUAACGAAAAUGACGAUAUUUACUGGGUUGCUCUAACCUCAUUUUGGUUAUGACAAUUUUGACACCGAGGAUAAUCAGCGCCAUCUAUCAUUUGCGCUAAGUCACUUUUGCAGGACACACUGUAUAUGCAUGCAAUAGGGCUGGAAAAUUGUGCUUCAAUUUGGGGAUCAUUUAUACAGGCGAUUUAUUACUAAAACCAACUUAAAAAUUUAUACUUGUCUUAUAUUAAACUGUUAAAGUGAGGUUAUGUUUUUGUAACGUCGUAGCCUCUGUCUGAGCUCGUAAAUCUAAUUUUUAUUUGCGUAUAUUUAUUUAGCGCUCGUAAAAAGGUCUAAAAUGGUUUACGUUGUACACUUGAAUUUUUUCGUAUCUCGAUUUUAAAAGUGAGGUUAUGUUUUUGUAACGAAUUUGUGUAAUGCAUUUUAAUUACGAAAACCUGAGUUAACAAACGAUAUUACAAACGAAAUACAGUUUCCAUCGUACACCUAAAUUUCAAACUCUAUUUCGAGACUCAUUUCAAUUUAAUUGUAAAAGUGAGGUUAUGUUUCCGCAACGAAAUCAGAAAUUUUGUUUCCAUCCCUAUUUGCAGCAAUUUAGUCGCUUCUGGUACAUCAUUCACACUGUUUAAAAUAAAACCGAGGUCAUUUGGAUUCUGUUUCCAUGCUUAACAAGUUUAUGCGAUUUCACCGCUUUGAAAAUAUUUUCCAAAUAUUUAAACCCGUCCAAGAAAUUGGAGCAGCUCGUGUUUAUUUUUAUUUUCUCACAUGAAAGAGUUUUUCUCGAAUCUCAUUACCACAGUGCAAACAAUUUUGCGUCAACACCGACAGCAAUGAAACAGAAUCUCGAGUUUUAGCUUCAAAAACGCAUUUUAUAAACACUAAUUGGGACCAUCCAGUAUCUUAAAGUUCUAUGUUAAUGUAUGUAGACGUCAUCGUUAAAUAAAACAUAUAAAACCAA
Zophobas morio is the source of this 3208-nucleotide messenger RNA. RefSeq names its product myosin light chain kinase, smooth muscle-like. Gene Ontology annotation, cellular component: nucleus. The transcript is spliced from 8 exons. The coding region runs from base 355 to 2127 and encodes 590 amino acids. Gene Ontology annotation, molecular function: protein serine/threonine kinase activity; ATP binding. NCBI's taxonomy places the organism in Eukaryota, Metazoa, Arthropoda, Insecta, Coleoptera, Tenebrionidae. Gene Ontology annotation, biological process: positive regulation of apoptotic process; intracellular signal transduction; protein phosphorylation. The record is from RefSeq and is a predicted model, not a curated record.